Prunus avium (sweet cherry) is the source of this 2453-nucleotide messenger RNA. The record is from RefSeq and is a predicted model, not a curated record. NCBI's taxonomy places the organism in Eukaryota, Viridiplantae, Streptophyta, Magnoliopsida, Rosales, Rosaceae.
UCCCCCAGUCAUCCAAUUCUAACCAUCUACAUUCUACAGCACUCAAAGCUGACCCAGCCACAAGUUUACAGCAUGGUACAAUUGGGCAACUGCCACGUGGAAUGCUAUCAUGGGUUUCUGUAGAAAUUUGAAGCUUUGUGUUACUAGCCAAUCUCUGCUCUGAUCUCUGUGACAAGUCCCUGUCCUUCUAACUGUUGUUAAAAGAGUCUUUGGUCCAUUCCCUUCCCAGUUUCUAGUUGCUCUUAUAGCUCAGCUCACACACAAACAGAGAGAGAGAGAGAGAGAGACUUGUGGUGCUUUCCAAAACAGCAAUUUAUACACUGUAGGCCUUCAGUUUCCACUUCAAGAGAAGUCAGAGCUUGGCUUUUGAUCAGGGAAAUCCUGUCUGCUGAGACAUGAAUUCUUGCAUUCCUGAUUGGAACUUUGAGGCUGAUCUCCCUUUGACCAACCAAAAGAAACCCAUGGGGCCAGACCAUGAACUAGUAGAGCUCUUGUGGAGAAAUGGACAGGUAGUUUUGCACAGCCAAACGCAUCGAAAACCGAGUCUUAAUCCUCCUAAUGAGUCCAGACAAGUUCAAAAACAAGAUCAGCAAACCAUAAGGGUUGGUGGAUUAUAUGGGAACUCAAGUAAUUUGAUUCAAGAUGAAGACACAAGUUCCUUGAUCCACUACCCUCUUGAAGAUUCCUUUGACAAAGAGUUCUGUUCCCAUUUUUUUUCUGAAUUGCCUUCCUGUGAUCCAAUUGAGAUUGACAAGCCAACCAAACAAUUUGAAGAAGAAAAGUUUGCUAAGUUUGGUGCUUCUGAUACGCCCCAUCUUGUUUCCACUGCCCCCCAACCUAAUGUUAAGUCCCCUGCUGGUAUGGGAUAUCCUGCAAACCCAAUGCCUCCUCCAAGAUAUCAAUACAAUAACUCAACUGAGCAAAACCAAAAUCUAGGAGGCUUGGGGAAAGUAGUUAAUUUUUCAACAUUUGCUACCCCAGGCAAGGGUGAUAGAGGAUCUUCGAGAGGAAAAAUAGGAGGGAAAGAGUCUGGCAAUUUAACUCAGGGGGAGGUUAAAGAGUGUUCGGUAAUGACCGUUGGUUCGAGUUACGUUGGUAGCAACCAAGUUCUAAAUGACCUUGAUGUGAGCAGGGCUUCAAGCAAUUGUGAUGGGACGACUGGUUUAUCUGUUGGACCCUUCUAUGACAAUGUUCAAAAGAUGAUGCCUCAGAGUGAGACAGGGAAAACAGAUACACUAGACCCAACUCUUACUUCGUCUUCUGGUGGUUCUGGUAGUAGUUUUGGCAGAGGAGGAAAGCAGUCUAAUGUUGUCAAUAGCAACAAAAGAAAGGGUAGAGAUGCUGAAGACUCAGAGUGCCAAAGUGAGGCUGCUGAACUUGAGUCAGCUGCGGGAAACAAGUCAGCACAACGGUCUGGGUCAUCCAGGAGGAGCCGUGCUGCUGAAGUCCAUAAUCUCUCAGAAAGGAGACGGAGAGAUCGGAUCAAUGAGAAAAUGAGAGCAUUGCAAGAGCUCAUACCUCAUUCUAACAAGACAGAUAAAGCAUCAAUGUUAGAUGAGGCAAUUGAAUACUUGAAGUCUCUUCAGAUGCAACUUCAGGUAAUGUGGAUGGGAACCGGGAUGGCACCAAUGAUGUUUCCAGCCAUGCAGCACUAUAUGUCCCGAAUGGGAAUGGGAAUGGGAGUGGGAAUGGGAAUGGGACCACCAGCCUUGCCUUCAAUGCACAAUCCGAUGCAUUUACCUAGAGUCCCUCUAGUUGAUCAGUGCAUGAAUGUGGCUCCAGCAACAAACCAGGCUGUAAUGUGCCAAGCACCGGUGUUGAAUCCAGUUGAUUAUCAUAACCAGAUGCAAAAUCCCGCUUUUCAGGAGCAGUAUGCGCGUCUUAUGGGCUUCCAUCAUAUGCAGACUAUGUCUCAGCCUAUGAAUAUGUUCAGAUUUGGCUCCCAGCCUAUGCAACAGAAUCAGAUGACAGCACCAACUGGCAUCAACAGUGGACCUUUAGGUGGAGGAGGUACAGCUAAUGAUACUUUAAGUGGCAAGAUGUGUUAAUCAGUGAGUGUGCAUGCUUAUCUCCUCUCUAUGGUCCCCUGGCUUAUUCAACAAGAUUAUUUCAAGGUGGCAAAAGUUGUUGUGUCGAAUAUAUUUCUAGCUCGCACUGUUCACAUGCCUCACCAACCAACGAGCGACGUACGAUCUUACCGCAUAGUUGAGGUGAUCGAAGAGUCACUUCUCCUACGUACAUGCCAAUGAACAACUACUGCAAGAGUUCAAAACAUCCCAAGCCUAGUUGUGCAGCUUCCUGAAUUGAGUUUUUGACUCUGGUAAAAAGUAAGAUAGUAUUUCAGUUCAUGUCCAACAACAUGUAUAAAAUACGGGCAUAUUUCUGCUCAUUGAUGUUCUCUUAUAAAAAUAUGCCUCAAUUUUUUAAUGGAUAUUGAUGUUUCCUGAAGUGUU